AUGCGAGAGUACAAGGCGGCAAUGAAAGCUCUUCGCCAUGUUGCAUCUCGCUUCAAGCACGGUGAUUAUAACUCAAUUGCAUCGCAACAACAAGAUCACUCGCGUACUUCAAAUUCGAGUGGAUUAUCUGACGGAUUAUCUGACGGAGAGGUCCUCAACGAGUUGCAAGUAGAAGGUGGAGCCUACGUUGAUCAAGGUCCGACCGAAACACACGGUGCGGCUAGCCCUCUGUCCUCUAGCGUACAAACUACGCAGUUGGGUGUCCAGUUGGGCACCGAUCCGGCUGAGUUGGGCACCGAUCCGGCUGAGUUGGGCACCACGUCGGUCGGGUUGGAAACGGAUUCUACCCAGAUGGGCUCGGAAAAUACCCAGUUGGGCUCUGAGAAUGAUUUGGGCGCUAGUACGACACUGUUGGGCACAAAUACGACUCCUAAUGACGAACAGGCAAGAUCUGUCGACUUAGGCAAUUCCAGCGAUUUGUUCGAGAUUGUUAGCCCACCCAAAGCCAGAGGACGACCGAAACAAAAGCCAAAAGCAGUCAAAGCAAAAAGGAACCUCGCUAUUACAAUGGUCCAAGAGGACCUGGACAUGCACGAAAACCAACUCAACCUUGUGUCAGUGUAUGAAAUACUUGAGGAUGCGCCAACCUUCACUUCUUCUCACGUGAGGCUGCUCCAGUUUAAGCUCUUCAGGUUUUUAUCGAAGGUGAAGCCCCCGAUUGCUCACGAGAUUUCAAAGUUACCUGCAACCAAACCUUUGAUAAGACCAGAUGAAAUUUGCAGGAUUUUUCCUAUGGAGUUGAUUAAGAAGUGUAUGGCGAAGGUCACAGCAUACCAGAGGAAACAUCCGCGUGUCCAAGAAUUGGACAUUGCUUUCGAGAUUGUUGGAAUUGGAGUAUUUGCGAACUCAACGGUGGCCCUCAUGAAACGAUGGCAUACCGCUCGUGAAAUCUUGAAAAAGGUUGAAAGGACACUGAUGUGGAUAAAUCAGUUAGAUUUCUCGCGCCUAGCAAACAAUGCUUCGUUUAAUGCAACUGCCGACCCAAAUCUACCUGAAAAAUUGAAGAACAUACCAAUUUUUUCUUCCCGGAAUCAACUGCUGGAUUUGGCUGCCAAAGAAUGCCUUACUGAAGACACAUUGCAUCUGGUUUUGUCGAAGAAAUUUGGCGGUGACCCGAACGUAGUCGUAUUCAAUGCUGCAACUCUCGGAGCUGUCGUGAACGGAAAAAUUGAGACGGAUAAGGAAGUAAUUCGCAACGCACUGUCUGGGCUUUCGAAGGAGACGAUUCUCUUUCCCAUGAACUGCAACGGAAACCACUGGUGUUCCGUGAUGAUGGAUCUCAACAAGGGCAAAGUGCUAGUGUACGAUUCCAGUUCGUCUUCCUACUUGUGUAGCGUUCGCGCCGUGGCGCAGACGCUGAUAACGCUGCUGCCAGAGAGAGCACAGCCGAGCGUACGUGUCGGCACUUACGAGUCGGGUUUAGGAGUCCAAGUCGAUAGCUAUAACUGCGGCGUCUACGUACUUCUAGCAUUCGAGAUUUUCUGUGGUGCCGAGCCACUCGGACAUGUGGAUAAGAAGACACUGCAGUGCCUUCGUUAUCGCUAUCUCCGUAUGUGCAUGGAAACUUAA
Messenger RNA from Phytophthora nicotianae INRA-310, 1629 nucleotides. RefSeq lists its product as hypothetical. Gene Ontology annotation, molecular function: cysteine-type peptidase activity. Gene Ontology annotation, biological process: proteolysis. Bases 1 to 1629 code for a protein of 542 amino acids. The transcript has 2 exons. Lineage: Eukaryota; Oomycota; Peronosporomycetes; Peronosporales; Peronosporaceae. The record is from RefSeq and is a predicted model, not a curated record.